This is a messenger RNA of Nelumbo nucifera (sacred lotus), 1385 nucleotides long. Its product is annotated as homeobox-leucine zipper protein HAT22-like. NCBI's taxonomy places the organism in Eukaryota, Viridiplantae, Streptophyta, Magnoliopsida, Proteales, Nelumbonaceae. Gene Ontology annotation, biological process: regulation of DNA-templated transcription. The record is from RefSeq and is a predicted model, not a curated record. Gene Ontology annotation, molecular function: sequence-specific DNA binding; DNA-binding transcription factor activity, RNA polymerase II-specific.
UGUUAAGAGAGAAUAGACCGAUAAUAUAGCAGUGGGGUUCUGAGUUCUGAUGGUCAACCUCUGUAGAGAAAUUAUUGAGAUUUUCGUAAUUUCUAACGUCAGAUUCGUUUCUUUAGUAAUUCACUGCGGAGUGCGGACCCUGAUUAAUAAUCGGUGUAGCAUAGCCACCCACCCACCUCCCACAAUAAGACCCAAGUCUCUUCAUCCUUUUCUUCUGCUCUUUCCCUCUCUCCUCCAUCAAACAUUUGUCAAAGCCUCAACAGGCAUAAGUCUACAUUUCUGCCGAGUGUUAAUGCUUGAUUCAGAUCGACUUAACAUGGGCUUUGGGGAUCUGUGUAAUACGGGACUUUCUCUGGGUUUGGCCUCCCAAAUUAUGCCUGAGACACGACCAAAAUCCGAUCACCCAAGGACUAAAUCAUGCUUGAAUUUUGACAAAUUAUUUCUGUAUUCCUCCUCCACGUCUGCUGUGAUCAUCAAGAGUGAAGAGCCUUUACUAACGUUGAGCCUUUCGGACGAUAAGUAUCAACCGGCGGCAGAAAAUAUGGACGUGGACAAGGCGGGUGAUGAUUCCUCCGCCGUUCGACAAGCUUCUCCUCACAGUGGAAUCUCAUCUUUUUCUAACGCUAGCGUCAAGAGGGAGAGGGAUCAUGGGGCUGAAGAAGUGGAGGUAGAGAGGGUGUCUUCCAGAGUCAACGAGGAAGAUGAUCAGGAAGGUUGUGCCAGGAAGAAACUUAGGCUUACCAAAGAACAAUCUGCCCUUUUGGAGGAAAGCUUUAAAGAGCACCAUACUCUCAAUCCGAAGCAAAAACAAGCCUUGGCAAAACAAUUGAAUCUGCGACCUCGACAAGUGGAAGUUUGGUUUCAAAACAGGAGAGCCAGGACAAAGCUGAAGCAAACGGAAGUAGACUGUGAGUUCUUGAAGAAAUGCUGCGAGUCACUCACUGAUGAGAACAGGAGAUUAAAGAAGGAGCUACAGGAGCUCAAAGCGUUGAAGCUAGCACAGCCUCUAUACAUGCAACUGCCGGCGGCCACCCUCACCAUGUGCCCAUCGUGUGAGAGGAUCGGCGGCAUCGCCAGCGACGGAUCGUCCAAGGCUCCCAUUGCAAUGGCGUCAAAACCCCAUUUCUAUAACUCUUUCACCCAUCCAUCUGCAGCUUGUUAGAAAAAUAAGAAGACCCACCGCCGGCCGGUAUUACAUACAUCAGGUCAUAACAACAACCCUCGUCAUUUUGUUCAGGGUUUGUAUUGUAUGUCUCCAGACUCCAGUUUUUUUUUUUUUUUCUUCUUCUUUUGUCUAAGAAGAAAAUUAGUGUAAUUAAUUAAUUAAUUAAAUUGAUAUUUUAUAGAAAGAGAAAUACUUAAUGAUGGAUAUGAAUUAGAAACUA